AUGCAUCAGCGUGCUGUUAAGCAGCUUUUUGAUGUUGGAUCUUUCGGAGAAUUUCCAUCCUUAAUUGAAGCACAACGUAUAAUUGGGAUUUCUCGAUCAAGUAUCGGAAAAGUAUGCAGAGGAUGCCAAACUCGUGCUGGUAGAUAA
Molecule: messenger RNA, 147 nt
Organism: Dentiscutata erythropus
Lineage: Eukaryota; Fungi; Glomeromycota; Glomeromycetes; Diversisporales; Gigasporaceae
Source: the annotation of a GenBank genome assembly